GUGAAGCAAAACUUAAAGAAUUACAAAAUGUUGGGUCGCCUGGGCAGAAAACAUGUUGAAAUUGCGACAUCAUUCGCAUCGACGGCUGUUGGUUUUGGCGGCGCUGCUUUCGUGACUCUCCUGUACUUCACGGAUUGGAAGGUGUUCGUCGCCAACAUCCCCUUCUACAGCGGCAAAUUUAAGGAAGUCGAGGAAAAGUAAAGUUGACUCGAUUUUAAUGUUAUUUGUGUUAAGAUCAUUAUUUAUAGAUGUCCCUACACUAGUAAAUAAAUAAGUUUUAUUCAAACUCUA
Messenger RNA from Achroia grisella, 291 nucleotides. It is a transcript of the gene Uqcr11, whose product is annotated as cytochrome b-c1 complex subunit 10. The transcript has a single exon. The record is from RefSeq and is a predicted model, not a curated record. Gene Ontology annotation, cellular component: mitochondrial inner membrane. The coding region runs from base 28 to 201 and encodes 57 amino acids. NCBI's taxonomy places the organism in Eukaryota, Metazoa, Arthropoda, Insecta, Lepidoptera, Pyralidae. Gene Ontology annotation, biological process: mitochondrial electron transport, ubiquinol to cytochrome c.